AUGGACAAACUCAUCAGUAUUGGAAAGGACCUCCUCGAUGAUAGCGGAAACAAGAAGCAGCAGAACCAGCAGAACCAGCAGGCUGGCGGAUUCCAGAGCCAGCAAGAGCACGUCCAGCAGGGCCUCGCCGGUCAGUACCAGGGCCAGAGCCAGAGCUCCGGCCAGCCUCUUCCCGGAGGCAACAAAGCAGCAGGCGGCGCCUACGGCCUCCCCGGCGGCGACGACGACGACCUCCGGUCGGCCGCCGACCAGGCCGCCCAGCACGCCGGCAGCCACGGCGACAAGGACCUCUUCAGCGGCAUCGUCGGGUCCCUGACGCAGAACAAGUCGUCGGUGCAGCAGCAGGGCGUCGACGAGGACGACGUGCUGUCCAAGUACAAAAAGUUCUUCGGCGGCGAGGACCAGCGCGACGAAAAGGCCGACGACAAGGGCCUCGGCGCCGCGGCCGCGCUGCAGGCGCUCAAGCUCUUCAACAGCGGCGAGACCAAGGGCCAGAAGGACACGCAGGGCGGCUUCCUCGCGCUCGCCAUGGCCGAGGCCAGCAAGCUCUUUGACGACAAGGCGGGCAGGGGCGAGGUUGAGCAGGGCACGAGCAAGCAGAGUGUCGUGCAGCAGGCGGGCGAGGUGGCCAUGAAGCUGUACUUUAAGAACCAGGCUGAGCAGCAGGGCGGGCUCGUGGGCAUGGCGAGCAAGUUUUUGAAGUAG
Verticillium nonalfalfae is the source of this 705-nucleotide messenger RNA. RefSeq lists its product as uncharacterized. NCBI's taxonomy places the organism in Eukaryota, Fungi, Ascomycota, Sordariomycetes, Glomerellales, Plectosphaerellaceae. The coding region runs from base 1 to 705 and encodes 234 amino acids. The transcript has 2 exons. The record is from RefSeq and is a predicted model, not a curated record.